UUUAUCCCAUGGUUAUUCAGUGUGAAAGAAGUCGCCCUAAAAAAAGACGCAAGGGUCUCUCCAAGCCAGAAUGUUGAAUACAAUUAUAUUUACACUUACCGGUUGUCCGUGCUGUUGGUCCUUUUGACAGUAGGAAGUGGAGAUAAAAUAUCCACAGGAAAAUAUUUUUUACCUAACUUUUUGCUGCGACGAUAGGUUCUGUCGCUUGUAUUUUCAAUCUCCCGAGGCAUUGUUGCACAUUAUGUAAACAUAUGUCGACCGAAGCAUGUUCCCUCGCAGUCCUCUGGAUAUAAUUUGUGGAACGUUCCAACAGGAAUCUGUUACAAAAAGUUCGUAAAUAUCAAGGUUGCCAGCAAACAAUGGAUACAAAAUUGUAUAGUGGCAGAAUAAAAUACCGGGUAGGGAGUGGGCUAUGUCUGUCCUCACUCUGGUAGCCUAUGGACAAACAUUAAGAAUAAGCUACGUGGUGAGUUGAUGCCUACUCGGCAGCUAGUUAAAUAGGUGAAUUUAUCAUGUUAGUUUGUAUACAACAUUAUACUUUACGAAGUUUUUGGAACAGAUUCCUGUUGGAACGUUCCACAAAUUAUACCCACCCAUCAGCUAGAAGUGCUUGUGAAAUUUGCCAGUUUAUUGUGUGGGAGAACGUUCUGUCUGUGAUUCAGUUAAACUCUGCGGUUACUUACAUAUUGUGCAAGUGUUUGUCAUGUAAGAAUUGUGUCAGUAUUGAACAUACAAACGAAUAUACAGACCAGUCCAGUGUAUUGAAAGUCAGGUUAACACUUCCCUGAUUAUAUGUUGUUUGUUACUUCCCGACAUAACGACACAAUCAGCAGACAACAGGUAAAGCAAGUUGAAAUAAAGAUUAUUCAACAUUGUGACUUGUAACGGGACUGUUCGGGAAUGCUGAACCUACAUGUUCGAUACAAGAGUCCCUGGUAAAAACAAACACUCGACUUCAGGAGAAAAAUGAAUAUUCUACCUAAAAAGAGCUGGCAUGUUCGCAACAAGGACAACGUCGCGCGCGUGCGCCGGGACGAGGCACAAGCCGCAGAGGAGGAGCGAGAGGUCCAACGCCGUGUGGAGCGAGCAGAGCAGGAGGCGCGAACAGAGCACCUGAGACAGAAGUCACGAGCUGCACUUCAACAGUCUGGAGGAUGGAAGGAUGAAGGAGGGGAGAGAGGAGGGGAGGGGAGUGGAGGAGUGGUGGAACACCUCAAUCUAUUUCCUCUGGAGGAGUCAUCUGAGAAGAAAGGAAACGCAGAGUACCUCAAAGACCAGAAAGAUGAAAAGGAGCGUGAGGAGCGUGCUAUUGGUCUGCUAGUGUCCCUAGGCCCCCAACCUGGGACAGAGGUAACUCCAUGGUACAUGAAAACAGGUCACGAAGAAGAGAAAGAUGAAGAAAAGGAGAAAGAGAAAGACAACAAAGGAAAGAGACUGCCACUCAGUCAAGAGGAGAAGGAGAAGAGAGACAGACGACUGAAAGACAUGCUGGACCCCUUGAAAGAGAUGAAGAAAGCACUGGCGGUGAAGGAUAGAAAAGAACAUAAGAGUAAGAAGAAGGAGAAGAGGGAUAGAGGGGAGAGGAGAAGCAGUGGUGGAGAAAGCUCUAUAGAAAGGUUGCGAGCGGAGCGACUGCAGAGAGAGGCGGAGGAGAAGAGGAGAGCCCAGGCCCUGCUGGACCAGAAGAAUGGAACCGGGAAAGAGAAGGAGCGACCAAGGGAGACAGAGGAGAGGGAAAUGCCGUACAACAGUGCUUAUUUCCCAGAGCUGGCCCGCAAGAGGCAGAGGAAAGACCGCAAUGCCUGGAGAGAUGGCAUCUUUUGAAGUCCUACAUCAUGCAGUCUCAUUGUUUGUGCAACGGACAGAGAACAUUGAGGCAUUCAAUAUACAUUUAUUAGUAUGUGAAAGACGACGAAGACUUCGACAAGGACUAGAGAGCCUGGAAGGUAAUUAAGUUGUAUUGUUGUGAAAUGUGAGGCAGUGCUUUUAUCUUAUUCUUGCAGUAACAUGGAGGAGUUAUGCAUGUAGGCAUAUACUGUAGGUUGUUGAACUAGUGAACAUGUGUACAAAUAUAGCUCAAAAUGCUACAUUGUUUACUUGUAUAACAUCUAGGCUAUCCUGAGUAUCCUAAGAAGACUUAUUGAUGAUUGUUGUCAUUGUCAUUAUUUCUAAUGAGGUAUAAAAAGAAAGGAAACCAAUCAAGAGAUUUGGGACAGCUGAGUGUAGUGUUGGAGUCUGUCUGGCACCCUGCUCAAGUGUGAGACAAUACAGAGAUAAUUUUGCUCCACAACACAAGACCACUGUUCAAGUUGGAGUGUCUUUGAUGUUUUACUAUUGAUGGCAACAUUGUGUCACAAAUUUAAUUGUGUCAAUUCAAGUCAAGUCUAUUUUGUUUCUGAUAAUAGCAUGUGCCAAUUUAGGAGGUGUGUGUGUACAUGCAUCUGUUCUAUUUAACUAUCUGAUGUAGACAGUUUAGGGUGGUUGGCUCAACUAUUAUUGCACAUUUUCCAUUUCAAUUAAUUCAAUAAAAAUGUUAGUCCUGCCAAAUAACAAAA
This is a messenger RNA of Oncorhynchus masou masou (cherry salmon), 2555 nucleotides long. It is a transcript of the gene leng1, whose product is annotated as leukocyte receptor cluster (LRC) member 1. The coding region runs from base 967 to 1824 and encodes 285 amino acids. NCBI's taxonomy places the organism in Eukaryota, Metazoa, Chordata, Actinopteri, Salmoniformes, Salmonidae. The record is from RefSeq and is a predicted model, not a curated record. The transcript is spliced from 5 exons.